Molecule: messenger RNA, 1136 nt
Organism: Elaeis guineensis (African oil palm)
Lineage: Eukaryota; Viridiplantae; Streptophyta; Magnoliopsida; Arecales; Arecaceae
Source: RefSeq, a predicted model, not a curated record
AUGCCAGCCGAUCCACGAUGGACUGUGAAAAAUCAGGAGGAAAUGCCCUUUCAGUCCACCCUACCGCCUCAGCUGCAUCCAUCGCCCCUGGAUCUGGCCUCGCCAACCACCGCCUCCAUGGUCGGCGACAUCUUCGGCAAGAGCCGGAUCGCCGCCCCCACCUCCUCCCGCAUCGGCAUCUCUGCAAACAACCCCAAUCUCUUCAACGAUCUCGUUGGAUCCACCCUCGGCCACGGCCGCUCUACGCCUCCACCGCCCGGCAACGUCCCCCUCAAGGCUGCCGCCCAUAACGCCUUCUCCAUGGGUAAUUUAUCCAAUUCUCUCCCCACCACCAUCACCACCGCCACAGCUUCCUUCAACUCCCAUAAUACCCCGAUGAGACCCUCCACCUUGGGUUCGGUGGAUAAUAUUGGGAAUUUCUCAUCUUUGAAUCAGUCCGGCAGUAAGAUCGGAACUCCCCUGGGCGGCGGGCAACCGAUGAAGUCAUCAACUGGGGGGCCGCCGAUGAAUGCUAAAAGGGAUCCCUUUGGAUCAUUGAUGGACUUCGGAUCGAAAAAUUCUGCAAACCAACCAAUAUCGCCGGCAAAAUCCUCCAAAAUGAGCAGCAGCGGUGGUGACGAUGACUCUUUCGGGGCAUUCCAGAAUGCCAAUUCGACAAAAAUGGAUGAUUUUGGAACGCCGGCUCCGAACUUUUCGGCUCCCCCGCCAUCAGAACAGCCUACUCCUGCCAAAGGUGGGGCGGAUCCAAUGGAUAUGUUCUUCUCCUCGUCCACCUCAUAUGCCCCAGCUGCCGGAGCUGCUCCAGAGGUACCUGGAAGCCAGCCAUUCUCGGAGGCGAAUGAUUGGGACUUGGGCGCCGAGUUUGGGGGGCAUGAUGAUGAUGAGACGACCACCGAGCUUGAAGGCCUUCCGCCACCUCCUGCCGGGGUCACGCUUUCAGCAGCCAAAAAUAAAGGAUUGGAUAAUUACAAGCAGGGGCAGUUCGCCGAUGCCAUCAAGUGGCUUUCUUGGGCAGCUGUGCUUACAGAAAAAUCUGGGAAAAAUGAUGCUACCACUGAGGUCUUGUCCUGCAGGGCUUCUUGUUAUAAGGAAGUUGGCGAGUAUAAGAAGGCCAUUGCAGACUGUUCAAAGGUAUU